GGAAUGUCAGUGACAGUCGAAGUGCGAAAAAAACUAUUUUCAGUGUGAUUUUUCCCGUUGUGAAAAGUGACAAAAUACCUGGUAAAUGUGCACAAUUCUCCAGGAAAAAUUUGAUUUGUCGUCAAAGGCCGGAGAGUGGGAGGCUCAGUAAUGGAGACGUCGAGAAAAUAUCAAGUCAGUCCGUAUGAUCCCAACUUCAGUUCAGCGGCUCGGUAUACCCCACCGUACACCACGGCUGCUUCCACAGCUUCUGGCUACAGUAACAUCAUUUUUGUUACUCAGACACCAGAAACUCCGGAUUCUGGGAAUCUUUUGGGGGUUAUUGGGAAUGAGCAGAGACUAAUUGAUCCUGCUCAGACUUACAUUCUAUCCUCAACAAAUACCCGAGUGCUCAACACUUAUGUGCGGAGUGUCAAUGAUCCUGCCCAGGAAGCCAACCACUAUCCCAAUCCUGGACAAAUUGAAGCAGCCCCUGCCACAGAACCCUAUCACAUACCCAAUUCAUGCGGAGGGGAGACUUACAUUGACAGUAAGCCCCAAAUUAUCCUGCACAGAGACAAUGCCGGAAGGUUCUAUCAGGAAGUGCCCAAUGGGAUGUUGCAGUCUCAUGAUCAGGCUUCUGGGAGUGUUGUGGAAUUGGUUCCCGGAUUGCAGGAUAUGGCUCAGGAUCCGAUGAAUAACUAUGAGCAGCAGUACAAUGGCUACGAUGCGUCUGGAUGUCUGGUUGAUCAGAAUGAUGGGAUGAUGGUGGUAAAUAAUGAAGCAGAGAGAAUUGAGCUCCUGGUUAACAAUGAGCUGUCAGAGUUUGGAUACAAGAACCAGAACACCAACAUGAUGGUCAAUCAGUCAGGAAGCAACUAUUCGAUGGUGGAACAGCCUGGAAUUCUCCAUCAGCAGCAGAAUCACGUGGAAAAUGAGCAUCCUCAGGAGAGGCUUUUUCUUCACAGCAGCAUGUCACCUCUCUUGGCUGCUGUUAAUGACAUCACAAGUCGCGAGGAACCACAUUUGCUGCCGGAUUUUUUGCUGCAGCAACAUCAAAUGUCCGGUAGUUCGGAAAAUGUGAAGACUAGCGAUCAGGAGACAUCAUACGACAGCAAUCCAAAUGGAUCAGAUUCUGUAUCGAUGGAUAUUGAUUUGAAUGAUGGGAAGAUUUUGUUGGAUUUUGCCAAUAGUCAAGAAAGAGAUUUAUCGUAUAAGAAUAAUCUCAAAAUUGUCAAUGUUUCUUCCCUCUCCGAUGAAUAUGUCGAUAUCAAUGAUGUGAAGAGCAUCAAUGAGAAAUAUUGUGUAUUUUCCGAAGGCUUCCCGCAGAAAUCUUCAGUGCGGAAGUCUCAGAGGAAGAUUCAAAAAGAUGGAUGCUUGAUGGUUGCUGAUAAACAUGUACCAUGUCGAGCUUGGGCCAGUUUGCCUACGUCUUAUUUGUAUAUUGGAAAGUCUCCGAAGUAUCCUUCUGAAUACACAGUCUUUUCCAAGAAGGACAUACCACUGCGUACGAAAUUUGGCCCCUUCGAGGGUGACCUUCGUGAGGUUGGCGAGGAGGAAGUUCGUCAUCUCAAGGCUGAGCCUCCGCAGCACUAUCCCCUGCUUCUGAUUGAUGGAAAGAUGAUACUAGAGACGGCUAAUGAGAAUACGUCUAAUUGGAUGCGUUUUGUGCGUAUUGCUGAAGAUUUCAAGCAACAGAAUCUUCUACUUUUUGAAUCCGAGGGCAAAUUGUUUUUCAAGAGUUGCAAAUUUAUUCGACCUAAGCAAGAAUUAAGAGUUGGCUAUAGUCGUGAGUAUGCUGACAAAUAUGGGCUGCGUCAGAUAGUUCCUGACGAACGAGAUCACGUUGAAAUGAAUCAUGUUGAAAAUUCUUGGCCAUGUUUUGAGUGUGAUGAGAAAUUUGGCAAUUCGGAAGCCCUUCAGGAUCAUCUAAAUCAACACGAUGAUGAUGAUGAGAUGUAUGGGGAGAAAAAGAAUGUGCAGAGGAAGAAGAAGAGACCACUUGGUGGUGGUGGGGGAAAUAAAGUAGCUUGCCCGGUGUGUCUUAAGCUCUUUCCGAGAUCUUCAAUGCGUUUGAGGCAACAUAUGCAGACCCAUUCGGGACAUCCGUUGGCUGAGAAGAGUCUCAGUGAUUGUGGGAAUAACAAAAUUGAGCGCAAUAGGAGAAUUGAUGGGGUCAAGGAGGGAUUAAAAUUGGAUUCUACGAGGAAGUUUCUCAAUAACAAAGAGAAUAAGGAUACUUUUCACAAGUUCAAAUGUACUUCCUGCCCAAAAUCCUUUCCAACAGCUGAACGUUUAGCACGUCAUAAUUUAGUUCAUGCUGCCAAUGAGUCGAGACCAUUGAGGUGUCCUCACUGUCCCAAGCGCUUUGUUACUUCUUCGGCUCUUGCUGUUCACGUAAAGAUGCAUCUCAAUCCGAGGCGUCUGAUUGUUUGUCCCAUGUGUACAGAAGCCUUUAAGCAUGGCUUGGUCUUUAAGUUGCAUGUGAGAUCUCAUGCAGAAAAUGGUAUUUACACGUGCAAAUUUUGUCAGAAGAAAUUUAAGGAAUACAAAAUCAUCCGGAAACAUAUACGAACUUUCCAUUCAGCCACAAAACACCCGUGUCAGCAAUGUGGAAAACAAUUUCCUACUCUAAGUAAGUUGCAGAUGCAUCUGCUAAGGCAUUCAGAUCACAGGGAAUUCUUGUGUUCAGAAUGUGGGAAGCAGUUCAAGCGGAAGGACAAAUUGAGGGAACAUAUGAAGAGAUCCCAUUCUGAUGAAGCAAAAGCCAAGAAAGAGAAGCUUCUACAGCAAAAUUCGCCAGAAAUUGAUCCACCAGCAGAUACCCAGAGCUACAAGGAAGAACAACUGGAUGGGGAAGUUAUCAGUAAGAAUCCAGAAGAGUCACCUAAGAAAAAGUUCUCACCAAAAGUUUCGCCAAAUGACUAUCAGCGCUUCAUUUACAAGUGCCACGAUUGUUUAGUCGGCUUCAAGAGACGCGGCAUGCUAGUCAAUCAUCUGGCUAAGAGGCAUCCAAUGGUACCCAUAGAUUCAGUUCCUGAACUCAAUUUGCCCAUUCUCAAGGAUCAGAAAUUCUACUAUUGUCAGUAUUGUGAGAAAGUGUACAAGAGCAAUUCCAAGAGGAAGGCUCAUAUCCUGAAGAAUCAUCCGGGACUUGAGUUGCCCAUGUCGAGCCGACUGAAGGGAAAUUGUCCAGAUGUUGGUGGCUUCUCCAAUUUGACAUACUCUCAAACUGUUGGAAGCAUCACGACACAUCCGCAGGGCUGUGCUUGGUGUCAUAAGCAAUAUGCCUCAAAGGCCAAAUUGCUGCAGCAUCAACGCAAAAAGCAUCCUGAGCACAUAAAAGAAAUCGAGUUGUCUGCCCAUUCUUCAUCAAUUGUCAUCCACAAGAAUGAUCAGCAAGUGUCCUUUGACAGUCCCACCGGUUUUGAGAAUAACAAUUCGCAGUUUGAUGAUCAACUGGUGGGAGUGUCAGACACUGUGGACUAUGAGAAUUAUUCACCGGAGGAAGGGAACUACCUUGCAGCUUCGGAAGAGAGUAAGUUGAUUAAAAUUUGUCCAUAUGAUCCCGAUGUGGCUGAGCAGAAGAAUGUGGGGAAUUUGUCGAAGAUUGAUGUUAGUUUAAAGGUUGUUGGGGGUGAAUUUGUGGGAGAUGGAUCAUCUGCUGGCUCAGCAGGUGAUUCCAAUGGUGAUCUAUCGAGAUUGCCAGAAUUAUUUGAGGAAAUUGAGUAUAUGCACAUGAAGCCGGUAAUUCUUGGGACGGAGAUUGAGCAAAUGCCAGGAAUGAAUGGGAGGCAUAAAUUGAAUUCAACGAGUGGAUACUCUCAGAGUGCCGGCUGAGAGUGAAUUUCGUGAAGGGAAUUUUGUGAAUAUUUGUGGCAUUCAAUCUCACAGCAUGCAAAUCUAGUCAAGGGAUUGAUUUGAUGAAAAGUCCAAAAGGAUAUUGCAUUGAAUUUUGCCUCUCUCUCGAGAGAGAGAGGAUUGGUCACUAAAUUCUUGGGCUGAGAGACUUUGUUAGCUCGAGAAAAAUUGUCUUUUUUAGUGGCAAUUCAAUUGUUUUCCAUUUGAAAUCGCCUAUCGACGAUAUAAUGGUGAAGAAUUGUCCGAAAUUUUGCAAUUAUUUGUUGUAAAUUUUUUCACUUGGAUUGGGGAGUUCUUGGCAAAAUUUUUAUUGGAGUCCAAGACAAAAUACCUCUCCAUGAAAAUUAAAAGCAAUUUGUCCAGGUUUGUCGAUAUUUCUGUGGUGGAAAAGACAACCGAAAAAUAUUUGAAAAAAAAACUUUAUUUGGUGCGAUAGAAAAGAAGAAAUUCCUUUGAAAAAAAAAAUUGUCAGGGAAAUCACGUAAGUUAUUCGUUUUUUUUAUUGGAAAAAAAGAGGAAUUUCAUUUAUAGAAAUCCGGAUUUUUUUACUGUCCAUCGACUAAAAUGUCAUGGGCUUUGUCGAGAGUGUUUACAAAUGUCUGAAGAAGACUCUUCAAAAACCUCGUUUUUUUAUUGAAGAAACUGAGAAAAUUAAAUAGUAAACAAUUAGAGAAAUUGUGUCUCAAAAAGAAUAAAGAAAUUUGGGACAGAAAUUGAAAUAAUUUAUUUAAUGAUGUAUAUUUGCUUUUCCCUUUUAGAAAACACAAAAAAAAUCAUAUAAAAAAAGAGUUUGAGCUUUGUUAACAAAACAAAAAAAUUCUAGAACAAUUCUUACGCAACGAGAUUCCUAGGGAAAUAGUUAAAAAAAAACACAUUUCGCACGAUAAAUCAACAAAAUUUAAAAAAAAAAACAAAAAAAAUAAUUAGAAAUUUAGUGAUGAGCAUGAAACAUUUUUUAAAGUCACGUAAAAGCAAUAUUUAAAAACUAUAUUUUUCUCAUAAUGGGCCUGAUUCUCUUAAUCGAGGUUACUCUGGAAAUUGAGGUUAUGCAAGAAGUAACCUCAAAAUAGUAGAUCACCUCUAAUAGGAAAUUUUCAAAAGCUUGCAAUUUUGAAAAUAAUUCGUCAAAUAAUUUCGUCAGAUAUCUUUAAGUUUUCUGCAGAAAAUAUCUACACCUCUGCCGAAAAUCUGCCGAGAAAUCUGUAGAUAUUCCUACGAAUUUUAUUUGGGCUUGGGACAAAAUUCGUCAGAAAUUUUUGCAGAUUUUCUGACGAAUCCUGGUGCAUACUCUGACGAAUUUCUGUAGAUAUUUUGCCGAUUUUCUGUAGAUUUUUCUGCAUUCCAGACUUUCCAGACAGCUGUGUCAUAAAAGAUGGAAUAUUUUUCACUGAAAUUUAUUGCAAAAAUCAAUAGAGUGAUUCUCUUGGUGAUUUCACAGUGUUUAUAUAAAAUAAAGAAUUCUGCGACGCCGUGUUCUAAGUAGAGAAUAGUGAAGUGAAAACUUUAAACAGAGUGUCGACUUAAAUUUCGUGUUUUUGUAUCAUUUCAUGGGCGGUUUUUAAGAAAUUAGUAUUUUUGCUUGUAUCUUUUUACUCAUCUAGAAUGUUUAAUCGGUAAUGCUUGUUAAGCAGAGCAUACCAUUUUCUUUAUAACUUCUACAGUUUCUUCAUAAAUCAACAAUAUUUUUGUGAAGUAAUGGAGGUUAUGCAGAUUUUUUAGGGAGAAAUUCUGCAGAGAAUCUGCAGAUUUUCGGAAGAAUUUCUGCCGAAAAUCUACAGAUAUUCUACGCAGAAAUUCUGCCGAAAAUCUAAAGAUUUUCUCUUAAUGUACUAGAAUAUACCGUUAAAAUUUAGAAAACCUUCGAGUAAAAUCGGCAGGUAGAGCAAUGAUUUAACGGGAAUCUUAAAGGAAUGUGACAGUUGGUAAAUAUCGAUUCAUUUAAACUUUUCAAAGUCGACAGUGGAUUCUAUCAAAAAUAAUAAGUUAUCAUGAUAUCACCCUUGACUUUGGUGUUAUGCCCUAGACACACUUGCGACUUAAGCGAAGAAACGACUUAGUGGAAAAUUAUGGAAAUAUGGUUUAACCAUUAUUUUGAAUAUAAUUACGCUAAGCCGUCUCUCGGCUAAUCCUCAUGUCUCUCAAGGCCCUUAGGGUUAGAAUAAGAGCAUAAUAGGAUUUUGCAACUUAAUCUUUCGUCUUUUAACAAUAAAUUUGGUUACUUGAACAAAAUAUUUCCAGAUUUAAUUAGAGAUUUACGACGUUUUAUUAGGUUAGAUCUAACAUAACCUCAAAUUCCAAAAUGAAGAGAAUAAAGGCCCAUUUACUUCUUUUUUUCUUCCUAUUUUACAAGCAGACAAAAAGAACCAAGUGAAACCAUAAGUGUUUUAUUUAAUAUUUUUAAUCCAACAAAAUAUAAAAUUGUGGAGUUUUAAUAAAAAAAAAUAUAUUGUUGCAAUAAAAAUAUUGUAGAUUGUGAUAUAAAAAAAAGGAGAUGGGAUCGAAUUGAAGGGAGUAUGAUGUUUGGUCCCUUUUUUUGUAAGAUGAUCAGUUUUAGAAAAUGCGCAAAAGAAGUCGGCAAAUACUUAACAUAUUUGAUGAAAAUUAUGUCUCCAAUAAAUAUAUAUCUAUAACUUGUCCUCUAGUGCCUCUAAAAAAAAAUUGUAUUUUUAAACAAAAGUAAAAGAAAAAUUAAAUUAAUUUAAUAAUCAAUAUUUAAUAGAAAAGAAAAAGAAUUUUGUGUAUUUUAGAAGAAGAAAAAUGAUGCAUAAGGAAAAGGUAAUAUUUGAUCGUAAUGGACAUUGUCUAACGGUUUGAAGAAGCACCCAAGAAAAGAGAGAUAAAUUCGCUUAAACAAUGUGUUUGAUUAAAUCUUAUAAAAGAGUCCAAAGACACACAGACACACUUUAUAGGCAGGUGAAGAGGUGAAUAUGUAGUUAAUGCCAGGAGAAGAGAAAUGAUUGUAGAGAGAUAAUAAAAUAUAUAGCAAUAA
Phlebotomus papatasi is the source of this 6829-nucleotide messenger RNA. RefSeq names its product PR domain zinc finger protein 10-like. The record is from RefSeq and is a predicted model, not a curated record. Gene Ontology annotation, molecular function: protein binding. The coding region runs from base 151 to 3819 and encodes 1222 amino acids. Gene Ontology annotation, cellular component: nucleus. The transcript is spliced from 8 exons. NCBI's taxonomy places the organism in Eukaryota, Metazoa, Arthropoda, Insecta, Diptera, Psychodidae.